AUGGGCUGCAACGUGUGUCUCUGGCUGCUGAUCUCUCUCGGCCGUGUUUGGGGCACGGGCCGUGGGACGAGGGAGACGGUGUUGGGCACCUUGGGGAAGGCGACGAUAUUGCGGAUCCCCCUCCAUCUCCAGAAACUCACUCUGAACUUUGGGGCAGCCGUCUGGAAGCGGGACACGGAUGACCCGCACAGGAAGCUCGUCCUACUCAAGUACCUGGAUGGCAACUACACCAACUACAUGCAGAGACAAACUCGCUUCCACAAGUCGGACUUCUCCCUGGAGAUCCUGAACACCAGCCGGCAGGACAGGCAGCUCUACGAGUACAUAGCCAGCACGGGGUCGGAGGAGACAGUCUGGCAGAUACAGCUGGAGGUGUAUGAGCCGGUGUCUGAUCCCAGCAUCCAGAUCCUCGGCUGGGCGCUGGCCAACGGCAGCUGCAACGUCACCCUCAACUGCACGGCAGAGCGGGGGGACAACGUCUCCUACAGCUGGGGCAGGCAGGACACCAACACCUCGGGGCUCUGCUCCCGCAACGGCAGCCUCCUGCACCUCUCCUACAUCCUGCAGAACACAAGCAUCACCUGCGCCUGCACGGCCAGCAACCCCAUCAGCAGGCGGGUCGUCACCUUCAACUCCUCUGAGUGCAGCUACGAGCAAGGGGGCAGCGCCGGGCUGAGGACGGAGCAUCUCGUGCUGAUGGUGGUGGUGCCCGUCGCUGCAGUGAUGCUGCUCACCGGGGCCUUCGUGGCCACCCGUUCAGCCAUGCUCAUCGCCGGCCAGAGGCGGGAUCGCUCGCCGCUUACCGAGGACAGCGCGGUGCACACCAUCUACUCCCAAGUGCAGCGGGUGGAGGUGAGCCACGACCAGCACGUGGGCUUUUGGCCACUGGGUGUCAACACAGCCCCGCGGCUGGUGAAGGAGAGGGUGAAACUUCCCUGCUCAGUGCAAACCGGGGAGGAAAUGGUGGGUCCAGGUGGGGUGGAGGGAGGGAAGGGCCCCCGCGGCGAGCUGCCUGCUGCUGCUCAUCCUUCACUCUCCAUGCAGAAGCAGAAAGGGGCCCCUGCCGCUGAGCAUCCCUCCUGCACCACCAUCUACGCUGCAGCCACCGGCCUGCCCCCGGACACGGCCCCGGCCCCUGGCAGAGCCCUGCGACCCCCGUGCAGCCCCCUGGCAGAGCCGCCCAUCCCACAGGGCCACCCAUCCCUCUUGCAGAGCCCUGACAAGGAGCCCACGACAGUUUACGCCAGCGUGAUGAUGCCCGUGGCCUGA
This is a messenger RNA of Gymnogyps californianus (California condor), 1269 nucleotides long. RefSeq names its product signaling lymphocytic activation molecule-like. The record is from RefSeq and is a predicted model, not a curated record. Bases 1 to 1269 code for a protein of 422 amino acids. The transcript is spliced from 8 exons. NCBI's taxonomy places the organism in Eukaryota, Metazoa, Chordata, Aves, Accipitriformes, Cathartidae.